AUGACCGACGUGCUUGACCGUGGUGUCAAGUUAUCCAACGACAACGAACGUGACUACAAUCAUGCGACAGACUCUGAAUACAAAAGAUUGCGUGCCAAGGCCGAUGAGUAUUACAAGAAAAGAAAUGCGUUGAGCCAACAAUCACAAGCUGCAUAUAAGCAAAAAGAUGGUCAAAGAGCACACGAGUUGAGUGAAGAGCUGAAAAAGGCCUUGGCCCAAGCUGAACAGUAUAGUCAACAAGCUGCCGAGUAUGUCUUUCGCGAAAACAAUGCCGACUCUGCAGCGGAUGAGAUUGACUUGCAUGGACUAUAUGUGAAAGAAGCGGAAUGGAUAUUGAAAGUUCGCUUAAAGCAAGCUAUAUCAACAAACCAGAGUCACUUAAAGGUCAUUGUUGGAAAGGGGUUGCACUCACAGAAUGGUAUAGCCAAGUUGAAACCCGCGGUCGAUCAGCUUUGUGACGAGACUCGUUUGAAGCAUUACAUUGACCCAAAGAAUAGUGGUGUCAUGAUUAUUGAGUUGAAUGGGGAGGAUGCCUCGAAUAUACCGACCGGGUGGGGAUCGGGAACUAUUACACAACCACAACAAGCCUAUCAUGGAAAUAACCAGCCUCACUACCAACAACAACACCAACAACAACAACAACAACAACAGCUGCAAUACCAGCAACAACACCACCAAAACCAAAACCAAAACCAAAACUUCAAAACAGGUAAUCAACUUCUUGACCUUCUUCUCAAAGGUCUUUGUAUGUGUAUCAAUAGCAAGUAG
Lodderomyces elongisporus is the source of this 768-nucleotide messenger RNA. RefSeq lists its product as uncharacterized. The record is from RefSeq and is a predicted model, not a curated record. Bases 1 to 768 code for a protein of 255 amino acids. Lineage: Eukaryota; Fungi; Ascomycota; Pichiomycetes; Serinales; Debaryomycetaceae. The transcript has a single exon.